AUGGAAGGCACCGUUCAUCGAUUCAGGGUCCAUCGUACAAAUACUUCGCGGUCAGAUCAAGACCAGCGGAGCACCGGACCCAGCGGGUCCCCUCCAGCUAAUAGCCCCGCUCACAAUCGCCGUUCAUCAACUCUACCGGCCUGUCGCCGAUGUCGCCAGCAAAAGAAACGAUGCACGCGAACUGCCGAGGGACCGUGCAAACCAUGUAUUUCUGCAUGGUUGCCUUGCUCGCUUAUGGAGCGAGACGUGAGUCCGCAUUCGCGUGAAAGAGAGCUGCGAUCCAGGAUCGAUUGGCUUAGCCAGUUGGUGAAUCAGACCUUGCCGGCGGGUGGACCGCAGAUUGAGUCUAUUGAAACGGGCCGCAAUUUAUCCCUUGGAUCGAAUAAUGAAAUCGAGUCUACAUCCAUUGUCCCGGUUGAGGAUCACAUGGAAGAAGAUGAUGUGCGCGAAGUGAGUGUGUCAUCUGAAAAAUCGGAUGAAGAUAAGCCUAUACCAGUUUCAGGGGGUGGCAGGUGUUUGCAGGCGUAUUUUCGACACGUUCAUCGAGCCUAUCCGUUCUCAGAUAGUGAGGUGAUUCAACAAGAAUUUGAAAAUAUUUGUUCUGAGCAAGCUAAGAAUGGACUUCUCCCCCGAUCGGCUGUGCCAAGUCGAAUGCAAAUGCUUAUGGCUAUUGGAUUUACAACGCUGCAGCGGGCGGGAGAGGCUCAAGAUAUCGAGCAAUCGCUGUUUGAACCGUGUCUGAAAACAAUUCUCUGUGAAUGCUUGCGCCGUGUGGAUGAGAAUUCAGCGGGUACCUUACUUCUGCUUGGCUUGUAUCUCCUGUUCAAGCCGGAUGAUAUGGAUCCCAGGGCGAUUGUUGGAGUCCUCACCCGACAUGCAUUGGCAAUUGGGUUGGUGAGUGAAACGCCGAGCAGCCAAAAUCUUUCGCCGCGUGCUUUAGAGUUGCGUCGCCGACUGAGUUGGUCAAUAUACGUAUUUGAUCGCAUGAUAGGUAUCUCAUACGGACUUCCUUUUGGUCUUCCCGAUGAUGCGAUGCAAGUGCCAUUACCAAGUAUUAUGAUCCAUGAGUAUGGCUCAGAAGAAGGUCACCAAUAUACAAUAGCUUUGCAAGUCAGCAGACAUGUUAUCGCGCUCCGGCAACUGGAAACACGUAUUGUGAAUUCAAUUUAUAAACGUGGACUCUUGAUACACCCACAAGAGUUACGUCGGCAGAUUGAAGAUUGGUACACACAGGGCUGUCUACUAUCCAGCUCGGCCUUAUGGGAACAGGACCAAGUUCCCUUCCACACGACCAUUACUUGGUUGAAUGUCCGAUACCAGAAUCUCCUUCUCUUGCUUUACACUCCAGCGCAAGGGGACUCGGCAUCAGAGGAUAAUCUAUCAAAGCUACAAGCCGCCGCCCAGCAAUACAUCCAACUAAGUAUUAUUCUGCACGAACACCGUCACCUCCCAAUAAAUUGGGUCACUCUGUGUCGCUUGCUAUCUCUAGCUGCAAUCUUCCUCUACUGUGUAGCACGAUGGACACCUGCUUUUCAAGAUAUCCCGGAAAUUUCUCUACUCGCUUCCCUACUGGAUCUCUUCUCACCAUCCUGGAUUGCAGCACACAAGACGGCGAGAAUCCUAAGACGAUUGACAGACAUGAUCGCGAAGCCAAACCCGCCCAUAAUACCCAUCAGCCAGUCCUCUGCCUCCGUGAUUACCACACCCGGACUAGAAGUCGAGUUGGGCCUACAGUCAAUACAAGACGAACUAUCAUCAUUGCUUAACGAAACACUCGGCGAAGCGAGUUUCUACACUUGGCCUUUGAGGACGAAGGUUACAGAGAGACGGCUCUCUCAUCACCUUGUGUCAAUGGAUGGUUUGACUCGAUUGGCGAAUGGCAGUCAAUUUGGCACUCAAAUUGGAAUUCCACUCAAUAGUGUUUUGUCACCGACAGAUAAUGCAAUUGAUGGAAGCCCUCUGGAGACACAAUGGAUGAGCUUACUGGGUGGUUUGGGAUCCGAUAUGCUUUGA
Messenger RNA from Penicillium malachiteum, 2013 nucleotides. Its product is annotated as transcriptional regulator family TF. Gene Ontology annotation, molecular function: DNA-binding transcription factor activity, RNA polymerase II-specific; zinc ion binding; sequence-specific DNA binding. The record is from RefSeq and is a predicted model, not a curated record. Bases 1 to 2013 code for a protein of 670 amino acids. Gene Ontology annotation, biological process: positive regulation of transcription by RNA polymerase II; DNA-templated transcription. NCBI's taxonomy places the organism in Eukaryota, Fungi, Ascomycota, Eurotiomycetes, Eurotiales, Aspergillaceae. The transcript has a single exon.